Molecule: messenger RNA, 2098 nt
Organism: Medicago truncatula (barrel medic)
Lineage: Eukaryota; Viridiplantae; Streptophyta; Magnoliopsida; Fabales; Fabaceae
Exons: 16
Coding region: 637-1830 (397 amino acids)
Source: RefSeq, a predicted model, not a curated record
CAAUUAUCUCAUCACAUUUUUUAGGAAAAAGACUUUAUAACCAAACUUAAUUCCAUUUUUAAUUCAAAUUUAAAAAUUUCUACCUGCAUUCUCAUUUUAUUUUCUUUUUCCCAUUUCACAAGUAGAGCAACACAAGAACAACGUUGCUCCAAAAUUUAGUAUAUAACCGUUUUUGGCAUUGUUUCUAAACCCAAACCAAAAAGAGAAGAUUCCACAUCAUAAUCGCUUAUUCGUCGUUUUUCACGUUUGUUCUACUUCUCGUAAAACUCGAUCAUCAUCAACACUGUUACCACUAGCAUCAGAUUUCAUUUUCAGUAACCACCGAAGUGUUGCGUUUUUGCCAGAUCUUGCGGCGUGUUAUUAGGGCUUUUUCAGGACACUCUCCCUAUGCACGAAGUGAUGAAGUAAAUAGAGAUAUGGAAUCUCAAAGCAGUAACCCCUUGAGAUAGGCACCAUGUUGAAAGAUGCAGGAUCUUUCCAAAAUUAGCUAAUUAAGUAUGCAGUACAGUACAGGCCUUGUUUUCUUUUAACAAGCAUCUUUUGCUCUUAUACGGAGGAUACAUCUCACUUGCUAAGUAGUAAAGAUUAGCUCUCAACAUAGUUUUAUGAUCAUACAAUCAGAAAAGUUUGGACAUAAUGGGGACCAAUACUCGCAGUUCUACCAAUAGAAAGCCAAAUGAAAGUAUGAGGCUUGUUCUGACAACUUUUGUUGGAAUAGUUUUUGGCUUCUUAAUAGGGAUAUCAUAUCCAACAUUAACUACAAAGCUGACUAUCUCAUCCCGCCUGCUUCCCUCGAUUGAUGUGUCUUCCAUUGAAGAUGAAUAUGAAAGUGGCAAUGGUCGGUCUUUUAUGAAGAAUAAUAGCAGCGACUCAUCAAAAUAUAAGUUAUUAAAUGACACGUUGAAGAUUUGGGUUCCAUCAAAUCCAAGAGGUGCAGAAAGAUUACCUCCUGCGAUAAUUGAAGCCGAGUCAGACUUUUAUUUGCGUAGAUUGUGGGGUGAGCCCAGCGAGGAUUUAACCUCAAAGCCAAGGUACCUUGUGACCUUCACUGUCGGUUAUGAUCAGAAACGUAAUAUUGAUGCAGCUGUGAAAAAGUUUUCAGGGGAUUUCACGAUACUUCUGUUUCAUUAUGAUGGCCGAACAACUGAAUGGGAUGAGUUUGAAUGGUCGAAGCAGGCUAUUCAUGUGAGUGUUCGCAAACAGACAAAAUGGUGGUAUGCUAAACGGUUUCUGCAUCCUGACAUUGUGGCACCUUAUGACUAUAUUUUUAUAUGGGAUGAAGAUCUGGGUGUUGAGCAUUUUAAUGCAGAGGAAUACCUAAGACUGGUGAGGAAGCAUGGGUUGGAGAUUUCACAGCCUGGUUUGGAACCUAAUAAUGGGCUGACAUGGCAAAUGACAAAGAGAAGAGGUGAUCGUGAGGUUCACAAAGAAACAGAGGAGAAACCAGGAUGGUGCAGUGACCCUCAUCUGCCUCCUUGUGCAGCGUUUGUUGAGAUUAUGGCUCCAGUGUUUUCACGUGAAGCAUGGCGCUGCGUGUGGCAUAUGAUUCAGAAUGACUUGGUCCAUGGAUGGGGUCUCGACUUUGCUCUUAGAAAAUGUGUUGAGCCGGCCUAUGAGAAGAUAGGAGUUGUUGAUACUCAGUGGAUUAUUCAUCAAAGUAUUCCCUCGCUAGGGAAUCAGGGAGAAUCAAAAUCUGGGACGGCGCCAUGGCAAGGGGUAAGGGAGAGGUGUAGAAAGGAGUGGACAAUGUUCCAGAGUCGAAUGGCGCGUGCAGAAAAUGCAUAUUACAAGGCCGUGGGAAUUGAUUUGUUUAAUUCAACUAAUCCUUAGGGGACAGGGACGACUUGUACACAACCAUCACAUUGCCUUCCAUUUUACACACGAAAAAUGUUUUCUUACACUCCAUUCAUAGAGAAUUGUUUUUUGGGUCAUAUAGUAGCUAAGGGACAAAAUAACACCAUGUAGAAUUUCAGAGCUGAAAGUUAGAGAAUUAAAUGUAGGUCAGUGUGUAUUUGAUUGUAAUGUUCUUUUAGAAUCUAUGCGACAAUGCCUGGUAAUACCCAAAUUGGACACGACUAUUAAGAAGCCUUUUACUGUA